Molecule: messenger RNA, 2477 nt
Organism: Diuraphis noxia (Russian wheat aphid)
Lineage: Eukaryota; Metazoa; Arthropoda; Insecta; Hemiptera; Aphididae
Cellular component (GO): membrane
Source: RefSeq, a predicted model, not a curated record
UUGACGAUCAGUCACGAACGUCUAUCAUUACGCAGCUGAUUUUAAUUCGAUCGUGUUUUCCAACAGUAUGAAGACAGCUCCCACAGUUCGAAUACAUAAAAUCCGAAUUGUAAUAGAAAUCUUGUGAUUGCAUCAACAUUGUACGUCAAACGGUACACCCAAGAUACUUUGGAAGUCGGAAAUUUAGAAAAUUCUGWAUAGAUUGAUACUAAAAGAGAAACUCAAGAGCUAUAUUAAAGGGAGAUGCAAAGCAUUCUUCAAAUUUUAAGUGAGGACAGACAAUCUUUUAGGUGGUUCAUGAGUGGUGUACUAAAAAUGAAUUUGGGAGUCUAGUAAAAAAGUUUUGGCCACCACUAAUUUGUAUAAUAGACAAGAUAGUAAAGACUGCGAUACUUAAUGAUAACGUCUUGAUAAAUAUUUAUUUUGAAUAUUAUACAGCUUUGCAGGCUGGAACGUAAACCAUCAAUGAUACCGUAUUGGGAAAUUGUUAUUUUCACGCUCAUUGAAACAGAUAAAUAAUUAUUAUUGCAAAGACGACGGAAGUWCGUCUGGUAGCGCCGUUGCGUCUUCAGUAUAAUCGUUGCUACAAUCUAUACGCGGUCGGACGCGCUGCGCGUGCAUUCSGGAAGGGGUAACACCCAAAGAAGAAGACACGCAUUACUGUUUCUCUUAUAUCUUAUAGUAGCGGUGAACACAUGGUUCAGUGACAAUAUGUCCAGGAAAAUGGGAGCUUCGACUCCCUCAUACUACCCGUCCGAAGCCGAUUUCGUAGUCAAGACGCCCCAGAAACCAGUUGAUGCCUGUAAACUUCGUCACCAUUCCGAUCAAAUUCAAUACAUCAGCCUGAUCGGAUUGAUGCAAGUAGUUACCGGAUGUCUGAUGGUCGUUUUUGGCGUGCUAUCGAUGUUACACGAGGCAUCCUUGUCCAGUGUAGGCGCCGGCCUUUGGAGCGGUGCGAUGGCCAUGGGCAACGGAGUAGUUGGACUGAUGGCCAGUUUAAACGGAUGUCUUUCUCCCGAUAGGACACUGUCUCCACUGUCUAUUACAAUAUAUCUAGCUCUUUGUUUAGUGUCCGUGGGUGUCAGUAAUCUGGCCAUCAUACUUACAGCUAUUGGACUAUUGAAGGACUCUCAGAAGCCAUAUUACAUCAUUCCAAAAGACAAGACGCAUUACAAAACUUUAACAGCGGAUCAGUUACAGACAAAUUGGGCCCCCGUGCUGGCGAAUUUAGGGUUACUACUGGCUACGUCCGUACAAUGUCUGACCACAAUGUUGGCCGCAUUCCGUUUCUACCGAAUCGUUAGRUUGGUUGUAGCCGGCGAACAACAAACAUCRUGGUCGAAUUCAAGACAUAGGAGUUCAUCGUGUUGCAGUUCAAGCGUCGGAAGCAAACAGAAACUUGUACAAAAGUGGUUGGUGCAACAAGCUCCAUCUCAGAUGGAUCGACCUCGUCAACAGGCCAACUAUCCCGUGCAGGUCUACGACAAUAAAAUGGGUGUUUACGACGAAACGAGAACCUUACCCAAGUGGAAAAGUCAUAGAACAGCACCAAAACUGAAACCGGAAAGACCGGAGAGAAGAGAGAGGAGACCGUCAAAUGAUGAUGCAGUGGACGUUCACAGGGCAUACACGGGCAUGGACAGAGAGAUUGUUGAAGAGUUCAUUUCCGUCACUAUGGACCCAAAACACUAUAGCUGAUAUCGUAUAUUUAAUAUAACUGAUAAGUGUAGAUACGAGGGUUGAAUAUUUUACUAUGGUGCAUUUGAUGAGGCCACGUGUCACAUGCUCACAUCCUAAGUGAAACGCUACUGCAAUAUUUCCACUAACCACCUCUGUAUAAUGUUCAUUUUAAAAACAAUAGAUGUUCAAAAUACUAAACGAAAAUAUCUCGCUAUGACAAAUUUAUGUAUAAAACAUAGGUGGUUCUAUAUAAUAUAUUAUAUAAUAUAGGUACUUAUUACUUACAAUCUACAAAAUAUCAACAUGGCCCAUUUUAUGUGAAAUAUAAACAUGACUUUUUAUUAUUUUAUUUUAUUUUACAUACAUAACGGGUGGAUAUCCAAGGUUAGUAGUUUAAAAAAAGACGAUAAAAUACAUACAUUUCAAAAAGAGAUUCAUUUAAGAUUAUACAUAUGAAAAGUAUUAUUGUAUUAGAAAAGUAAGGUCCUCGUAAGCUAGAAGUGUCAUUUGAUGGAUGGAGUGAUUAUAACUAUAGUUAGCAAAGUAAUGUAUAGAGGGAUGUGGAAGAGAAUAAAAAUCUGGAAGAUCUAACUAAAAUACCUACCUACUUUAACUUGGCUUAUAUUUUGUAUAAUGAAACCAUGAAAGUUAGUAAAAGCAUAGUAACAUAACCUUCUUUUUUUUUCCUGUUCAAAAACCAAGAACGAGUGGGAACUGUUUAUCACAAUACUGCCACCCUGCAAUAUAACCUCUCUAUACAAAUUAUACAGUUUCAAAUAAUUAAAAUAUUUGUGAAC